CAUAUGUUUAAUUUUAAUUUAAAAAUGAACUCUUUUUCUAUCAACAUGUGAUUAUUACGAAAAUAGACAUUUACGAGUACGCUUUUAUUUACGAGUACUGGAUUACUAUAGUAAUCCUCUCUAUUACGUAACAACCUAAAGAGGCUAAAAUUUUGAUAAAAUUACGUAAUAUAGUAAAAAAUUCACAAUUAAAAUAAUAAAAAUACCGAAAUGGUGGAAAUUAUUUAUUCUGUUCAGUUUUUAUUAUUUAAAAUAGAGUAUUAUACUGUUGCCAACUUCAUCCAACAGAGGGCAUUACACUAAGGAAGUACGAGUUGUUUCGUCUGCGAGAAUUUUGCUUCACACGUUGCUGUAAAUAAAAAAAAAAGAUAUGUGUACAUUCGUAUGUAAAGAACACGGUGAAAAAUGGCAAGAAAUGGAUAAAAAUCAUUAACAACAGGACAUACAGCUCGAUUUGUGACAGUGGAUUAAUGCUUAAUAGAACUGGAUUACUGUGUAUUAAUAAUUUUCAUAUGCCAAAUACUUUUUGAAGUGAUUCAAAUGCAGUAGAAGGGGAAAAUGCUUAUGUUUUAUCGAAAGCGCCUGAGUUCGUGUUAAAAAUAUUCAAGAUAAAAGAAAAUAUCUCCUUUAAAGUGUUAAAUAUAAAGAAUAUUUAUGUUUCAACUGUAAAUUAUAAAACUUAAAAUGCCAAGUAAAAAUGGUAAUAGUUCAUCAGAUACAUCCAGUACAAGACUUCAAAGGAACUUAGCUGAAAAGCAAAGAAGAUACAAACUGAACAGUUACAUCAGUGAAUUAGCCAACAUUGUUCCUAUGGUUUCCAUGUCAAGUAAAAGACUAGAUAAAACAAGUAUUUUGAGGUUAAGUGCAGCUCAUUUAAGAAUCUAUCAAAGUCCUUUAAUUGGUAAUCAUAAACAUUCAUUAAAACCUUACUUUAAAUGGAGACCAAACUGUCUUGAUGCAGAUAACAUAUGGAAAAUAUUAGAGGUAAGUUUUUAAUUGAUUACAAAAUCA
This is a messenger RNA of Centruroides sculpturatus (bark scorpion), 1011 nucleotides long. RefSeq names its product protein cycle-like. The record is from RefSeq and is a predicted model, not a curated record. Gene Ontology annotation, biological process: regulation of transcription by RNA polymerase II. Gene Ontology annotation, molecular function: RNA polymerase II cis-regulatory region sequence-specific DNA binding; protein dimerization activity; DNA-binding transcription factor activity, RNA polymerase II-specific. The coding region runs from base 685 to 996 and encodes 103 amino acids. Gene Ontology annotation, cellular component: aryl hydrocarbon receptor complex; nucleus; transcription regulator complex. The transcript is spliced from 4 exons. Lineage: Eukaryota; Metazoa; Arthropoda; Arachnida; Scorpiones; Buthidae.